Molecule: messenger RNA, 2073 nt
Organism: Pyrus x bretschneideri (Chinese white pear)
Lineage: Eukaryota; Viridiplantae; Streptophyta; Magnoliopsida; Rosales; Rosaceae
Product: U-box domain-containing protein 34-like
Exons: 5
Coding region: 142-2073 (643 amino acids)
Biological process (GO): protein phosphorylation
Molecular function (GO): ATP binding; protein kinase activity
Source: RefSeq, a predicted model, not a curated record
UCAAUACGGUUUGAUUUGUUUUUAAAUUUUAGGCACAAGUGAAAGAGGUUAUCCUUGAUGAAAGUGAUGUUGCAAAAGCACUUUUGGAAUAUAUCAACUGCAACUACCUCAAUAGUAUUGUAGUUGGUGCAUCAACAAGGAAUGCUCUUACAAGGUUUAAAUCUCUCUCACUCUCUCUCUCUCUCUCUCUCUAAGCUACAUUCUGAUGCUGUGGUUUUUCACAGGAAGUUGAGAAGUGGGAAUGAUGUGUCCAGCAGCCUUGUAAAACUUGCACCGGAAUUCUGUUCGGUAUACGUAAUUCAGAAAGGGAAGAUGUUGUCAACAAGAACUGCAAAGAGGCCUGUGCUUAAUACUGCAGCUCCACCAAAACAGCCAUCCUCUCAGGGACUCCCACCUCAUAUCCCAGCAGAUCAUAAUGAAUUUGAAAACGGAGCUAGAGGACAGCCUGCAUCAAGGGGAGGGUGGAAAGCUCCAGGAUCUGAGAAAAUGCCUGCGGCACGCGAGAGGACAAGGAGUGCUCCGAAUAAUCUCUCGUUGGAUAUUAAUCUCGACAUGGCUAACCAUACUUCAGCACGGCCUUCGCUUAGCUGCCGCACUUCGAAUGCUGAUGAAAGUGACUUGUCAAUGCCAUUAUUUGGGUCCAUGGAUAUUACAAACCAAUGCUUCGAUUUCUCUAGUGCAUUAAAUUCUCCCAAGGAGUCAUCCAGACAAUCUGCACGGGAUUUGGAGGCUGAAAUGAGAAGAUUAAAGCUCGAAUUGAAGCAAACAAUGGACAUGUACAGCUCGGCGUGCAAAGAAGCAAUCUCGGCAAAAAAUAAGGCUAAAGAGCUUAGUCAGUGGAAGCAGGAGGAGGCGCGAAAGUUUGAUGAAGUGAGGGUUGCUGAAGAGACAGCCCUUGCUAUUGUGGAAAUGGAGAAGGCUAAGUGCAAAGCAGCUAUUGAAGCAGCUGAGGCGGCGCAGAAGUUGGCGGAGAUGGAAGUUCAGAGAAGAAGACAGGCAGAGAUGAAGGCAAAGAAAGAGGCAGAAGAGAAGAUCCGGGCGUUGAAUGCUUUGGCACAAAAUGAUGUCCGGUAUAGGAAGUACACUAUAGAAGAAAUUGAAGAAGCCACGGAAAAAUUUGCAGAAGCGAAUAAAAUUGGUGAGGGUGGAUAUGGACCUGUGUACAAAGGAAAACUCGAUCACACGCCGGUUGCCAUCAAGGUUCUGAGACCUGAUGCUGCUCAAGGGAGGAAGCAAUUCCAACAGGAGGUUGAGGUCCUGAGCUGCAUGAGAUAUCCUAACAUGGUUCUCCUCCUUGGUGCCUGCCCCGAAUAUGGAUGCCUAGUAUACGAAUACAUGGAAUACGGCAGCUUAGAAGACCGGUUAUUUAGAAGAGGUAACACCCCCCCAAUUUCGUGGAGGAGACGGUUCAAAAUAGCUUCUGAGAUUACAAUAACGCUUCAUUUCCUUCACCAAGCAAAGCCGGAACCCCUUGUUCACCGUGACCUAAAGCCAGCAAACAUCUUAUUAGACCGGAACUUCGUGAGCAAGAUCAGUGAUGUCGGGCUAGCACGCUUAGUUCCACCAUCUGUAGCAGACGAGGUGACACAAUACCACAUGACUGCAGCCGCGGGAACAUUUUGUUACAUCGAUCCUGAGUACCAACAAACUGGCAUGUUAACAACAAAAUCGGACAUAUACUCAUUGGGGAUAGUACUACUCCAAAUCAUCACAGCCAAGCCUGCCAUGGGACUUGCUCAUCAUGUCAGGAGGUCCAUCGAGAAGGGAACAUUUUCAGAGAUGCUUGAUCCAGCGGUGACCGACUGGCCAAUCGAAGAGGCUCUAGCGUUCGCUAACUUGGCAUUACAAUGCACAGAGCUAAGGAAGAAGGACAGGCCCGAUCUUGGCACAGUUGUAGUGCCAGAACUUAACCGGUUAAGAGACUUUGGAAGGACUGGUGACAUUACUCCUCCUGGGUUCAAUUAUAGUCCAACUCGAAGCUCUGCGUCGCGUCCUUCCACAUCAAGAACGUCACCUACAACUAGUCAGGAGCCACUGGAUAAGAGUAGCUCCGGGGGUGGAGUUGAAACAUAG